Molecule: messenger RNA, 9921 nt
Organism: Eublepharis macularius
Lineage: Eukaryota; Metazoa; Chordata; Lepidosauria; Squamata; Eublepharidae
Gene: SKIL
Product: SKI like proto-oncogene
Exons: 7
Coding region: 858-2930 (690 amino acids)
Biological process (GO): negative regulation of BMP signaling pathway
Cellular component (GO): nucleus
Molecular function (GO): RNA polymerase II cis-regulatory region sequence-specific DNA binding; DNA-binding transcription factor activity, RNA polymerase II-specific; SMAD binding
Source: RefSeq, a predicted model, not a curated record
CGUCAGUGGCGGCUUGGACUCCGGCGCUGGGGACAGCCGGAGCGCCCGACUGAAAGAUUAUGUGGAAAAACUGGACUGGUACACGAAUGGAAAGUCUGAGAAGUUAAUUUUGCUGAUGGCCAGGUUCUUGCUUUUAUUAUUAAGCCUUGGAGUUGGAGCACUGAUAUUCACAAUGGUCAUCUUUAGAGAUACAACUAUGGCUAGCCACCUGGGAUCAACUUCCAGUUUGGAGUUUGUUAAUGAACUAACAUCAACAUGGUUGAAAGUGAAAAACUUAGUUGCACAGUAAAUACAGAGGCUUGUGGUCUCGUACUCCUGAAUAAAAGGAAUCUGCUACAUAGCGCCUGUCCCAUUAAUGUGCAGAAGUAUCGCUUUGGAACCAGCAUGUCUUGGUCUUCGAGCACAUCAGCUCUUGUGUGUUUUUAUGUUCAGAUGGAAGCCAAUUUGAAGAACCUGUGUGUUUAUCAGAAUGGGAAAAUCCUUCAAAGCUAGACGUUGUACUAAAUUACACUUUUCUAUUGGAUUAAAUCAUUGGAUUAUUUUCAAAACCAGUGAUUUAAGGGAGUGAGCAAAAAAAAAUUUUGUACACACAUUGAGUUGAACAUUUUUUAUUGGUAAACUGAAGAAAUAUUUUUUUAAAACAAGACAGAAGUUUCUAAGUAAAUCCCUUUUCUUUAAAUGCUACGCUAUUAAGUGCAAAGUGUUGAAAAUACCUGCCUAGUAUCUUAUUAAAUAUUUACUGUAGUAGAAGCAGCUGAAUGGAUUGUGCAUGAUCAUAUAAUUGAAAUAAUCAGAAACUGACAUUUGAAAGGGCUACCUAAGAUCAAAUUUCAGGUCUACCUUCUUAAGAUUUAGUUAUGGAAGCUCCACAGAUAAACUUCCCAGUAGGUUGCCAGGCAAAGCAAAAGGGGACCCUGGUGCAAGAAGAUGGCAGUCCUCCAGCGAAAAAAGCAACGACAGAGGGGCAUGUAAAAGAUAAAGUUCAGACUGUGAUAAACAAGCUGACAACAAUAAAGAAGGAACACUUGGAUGAGUGUGAAGAAAAUUCUAGGGAGGACAGAGAAGAAGAUGCCAAGCCAAACAUUGCUGCAGCAUCGGAGCCUUUGAACUUAAAUCCUGGGUUGAAACACACGCUGGCACAGUUCCACUUAAGCAGUCAGAGUUCACUGGGAGGCCCAGCAGCGUUUUCUGCUCGCCAUUCCCAGGAAAGCACGUCCUCUGUCUUUGUACCUCUCCCAUCGCCCCAGAUCCUUCCAGGUCCGCUGUUGGUUCCUUCAGACAGUUCUACGGAAUUAACUCAGACUUUAUUGGAAGGAGAGUCUAUAUCUUGUUUUAAAGUUGGAGGGGAGAAAAGACUUUGCCUGCCCCAAGUUUUGAAUUCUGUGCUUCGUGACUUUUCUCUACAGCAAAUUAACACCGUGUGUGAUGAACUUUACAUCUAUUGUUCUCGGUGCACUUCUGACCAGCUCCACAUUUUAAAGGUUUUGGGAAUCCUUCCAUUUAAUGCACCCUCUUGUGGGCUUAUCACGCUGACUGAUGCUCAGAGACUGUGCAAUGCAUUACUGCGCCCUCACACUUUCCCUCAAAACGGCAGCCUGCUUCAUGCAAAAAACUCUCUGGCCCAACUAAAAGAGACUGGCAGUGCCUUUGAAGUAGAGCACGAGUGUUUGGGCAAGUGCCAGGGCCUGUUUGCUCCUCAGUUCUAUCUUCAACCCGAUUCUCCUUGUAUCCAGUGUUCAGAAUGCUACGGGAUGUUUUCCCCCCAAACGUUUGUGAUGCACUCUCAUCGUUCUCCGGAUAAGAGGACGUGUCACUGGGGCUUUGAAUCGGCCAAAUGGCACUGCUAUCUUCAUGUUAACCAAAAAUAUUUAGGAACUCCAGAAGAGAGAGAUUUAAAGCAUCUCCUGGAAGAAAUGAAAGAGAAAUUUAGUGUGAAAAAUCAAAAAGCCCAAGCUAAAGCAGAUUCUCAGUAUAAUCUAGAAUUCCAACAAUGGUAUCCAGUUGUAAAGCAAGAAGCAGACACAGUUAAUCAGCCACACUCGUUUAUGCACCCCAGCUACUACUUUUACAUGUGUGAUAAAAUGGUUGCUCCCAACGUAUCUCUUACCUCUUCGGUAUCACAAUGUAAAGAAGCUGCCAAAACAGUGGAGAAGAUUUCAGAGGUAAUCAAAUCUCUACCUGGGCAAUCGGUAAAACAGCACGGUUCCAGCAAGCGCAAAAAAGCCGUUUUCUAUCAAGAUAGCUCUCUUGAAGUGCAAGAGAAAGUUGGUGUGAAGCUUAGCACAGAAGUAUGUGCUGGUUUAGAGCAGCCUGUGUCCACUAAACCUGCUAACAGAAGGAAAGCUGAACAGAUCUCCAAAACAUCUAUAGAAGGUACAGAGGCAGAGUUAAGCAGCGAUGUACAAUCCUCAGCUCAGCCUUUUACUAAUGAUAUCGGUUGUGAUGAUGACAAAGGGAAAAUUAUGGAGGAAGUCAUGAAAACAUAUAUAAAGCAGCAAGAAAAGCUACAUACGAUUUUGCAAAAGAAGCAGCAUCUCCAAAUGGAAGUAGAAAUGUUAAACAGUUCAAAAGCCAUGAAGGAGUUAACAGAAGAACAACAGAAUUUACAAAAAGAACUUGAAUCUUUGCAGACUGAGCAUGCUCAAAGGAUGCAAGAAUUUUACAUAGAGCAGAGGGACUUGGAGAAAAAGUUAGAGCAAGUAAUAAAGCAAAAGUGUACUUGCGACUCUAACUUGGAAAAGGACAAGGAAGCGGAGUAUGCAGCUCAGUUGGCAGAGCUGAGGCAGAGGCUGGAUCACGCCGAGGCAGAUAGGCAAGAGCUGCAAGAUGAACUGAGACAGGAGCGGGAAGCAAGACAGAAAUUAGAGAUGAUGAUCAAAGAGUUGAAGCUUCAGAUUCAGAAGUCAUCCAAAAGCACCAAAGGGAAAUAAGAGUGCUAACAGGGGUGCAUCUGCAUUAUCCCAAGAAGGGUUUAAUUUGUUGAAGAGAAGGCAUGGAUCAGCAGAGGUAUUGGGAAUGAUCCACAGGGAAUAUUUCUUGUGCAGGCUGCAUCAUUUAGGUAGGAGAUGUGCCCUCUUAAGCAACUUCGAAGAAGUUUUGCACAAGAGGAAUUCCCAGUAGAUUGUACCCAAUGUAUGCAUAUAAAUCUGUAUCAAAAUAUUUCUGUACAAUUUACAGACUGACUAAAGAUCUGUAUCUGCUGCUGCUGCUCUUUUUUUUUUUGACAGUUACGAGCAAUGUGGAAACUUUGUGUUUUACGGUGCUCAGUGUUCAUAUUGCCAGUUAUCUUGAGGGCUCUAAACCAUUACUGAAAGCCACUUCCCUUUAUUCAGAGUAUACAGCAUCCAUGUUACAUGCUUUAUGUUGCCUGUAAUCCUCUUACAUAAAUAAUACUUUUAUACUUCCAGGGAUCUAAACCAUUUUUGGUUGAAGAGAAAUUGUUCCCGUGCAUUGUUCUUCUUUGAUAUUUUAUGCUGCCACAGAGAGAGAAUUGAUGGCUGAAAAAUAUAUUCAGGAGUUCCAACACUUUUCCAAAUGCCGAUUAUUUUUUUCAAAUUGUUAAUUUACUGCUCUUAUGCCAACAGUUACCUCUUUUGAAUGCUUUAAUGAAAAGAGGAUUGCUGAAAUGGAGUCCUAGACAUUUUUUAAGUUCCAAAAACCAUUGGUUGACUCUCAGUUUAUUUUCAAGAGAGCCUAAUGGCUGAUUUCACAUUUUGAUGCUGUCCUUUGAGCAUUACUAAAUACUAAUGGAGCUUGAAAAUGCCAGUCUGAGUUGUAGAGUGGCAAUUUUAACCAUCAUGUGAGUGGGUUACUGUACCAGCAAUAAGGGUUUUGUGUGUGGGUUUUUUCACGACUGCCUGGAAGUGGGCAGUCUUGGCAUUUUAUAGUAGUAAAGCAUUGAGGCUAGAGCAAACAGUGACUAUGAUGUUGUGAAAGUUAUUUUUUAAAAAGGGCAGUGUAGACAUUGCUGUCAUUUAGAAAGGAAUUAAACUGUGCAGUAGAUAAACUGUUGUUUCUCCUGCAAGGAAACGUUAAAGCCUUCAGUGGUGCAUCUGAUGUCAGUAUCACAGUAAUUGUGGUACCACUUCACAAAACAUUCAGUUCAGAAUUUUAGUGAUUAGAAAUCAAAUGAGUUCACGGACGUGAGUAAAGGAUUUAAUUUUUUUUAAAGUGUAAAGAUCUUUAUUGGGCAAAAUUUUCUUAGUGGAAAAAGCUGUGAGAAUCUCUUGAUUGUUGGUAUCCCUCCAUAAAGUAAAAGAAAAGAUAGUAUUGUUUUAUAGGUGAUGCUCAAUAGGUUACUUCCAUAGAUUAUUUCAGUGCAAGUAGUGUAAUCACUCAAAAUUAAAUGUAUACUACAUCAGUUUGAGGGGAGGAUAGUAGAGAAUUUGUUGGAUAUUAUGAUGUUCCCAAAAGCGAUUUCAGAACAUUGAACUUAAAUAGAAACAUGAGUAAUAUAUUUUGCAAACAUUUUUGACUUCUUUGCCUUGAUCUAGCUAUAGGUAUUGCGUGAGACUUGAUAGCCAUGAACACUGUGUGUGGGGAUGCACAUUGCAGUAUGAGUCUCUGUGAAGAGCUGGCAAAGCAAGCAGUGAAGCUCAUUUAUAUGUAUGCUGAACAUGUGUUUACAGGCCCUUCUGAGCAUGUGGAAGCCCACAUGUGUAUGCAAAUCUCCCUGGCUGCAUUUGGACACUUUGCAUUUAAUUCAUUGUAAAUAUCAUUUAUAUAUGUAUAAUUUCAAAUAGCUAAAUUUGUGCUUUUAAAUUGUAUCACUUAUUAUUUCCAUUGAUAUAUGCUACUUACUGUAAAAACCAGAGAGUAAAGCAAUUCAAAGAACUGACAAGAAGAAAAUGUUUGGCUUUCAUCCUAAAAGGACCAGGAGUGCAUACUUGGCUGGUCUCUCUUGCGAGGGAAUUCCAGAGACCCACCACUUAACAGUCAUGAUAGUUUGGCCUCUGUCAGUCCAGGGACCUAUAAUCCUCAUUGCUUGAUUUGCCAUUCUGGAGGGUAGGGACAUGACAGCUCAUAUGUGAGAGACCGUCCCUCAGAUGUCAUGUGCUCAGAGUUUUAAAAGUAAAAGCCCAAUUUAUAGAAGCCAUUGUAAUUUUCCCAAAAUCAAUUCAAAAUGUUGCAUGUAGCCCUACACAGCAGCUGAGCAACCAUGUUCUGGUUUAGUUGAAGAUUCCGGAUUGUCUUCAAGGGCAGCUUCACAUGAAGCACAUUAAAGCAUUCUAGCAGCUGUUUCGAGAGCAUUGAGAAUACUGGGGAGGUCCUUAUGAUCAAGAAAGGGAUGUAGGGCAUGGAGCACUUGAAAAUUUCUGCACAAGAAAAAGGAGAACAGAAACCAAAAAGCAACAACAUAGCCUCUGAAUUUUUUUUUUUUUUAAAAAAAAAUCUUGGUCAGAGAUGAUUCCUGAAUAACAAGAAUACAGAUGGAUCCGGGAACUGCGCUCAAGCUACAAACCUUACAUUUGAGAGAGAGAGAGAGAGACAGCAACCUCUAAUAAAGGUAGACACAGCAGCCUUUAUUAAAGGUAGACUUCCUGAAUUGCUUGGCGUCCCACCAUGUGCAGCUCCUUGUACCAAAUGAGAGAAUUUGCGCAGCCUCAUCCAUUUUCCAGGCAUUCACGGAGGUACCUAAUUGCUGCACUUGGAUCUGAUACGAAGUGUAGUAAAACUUGAGUGUUUCUUGCAUAUGGAUGCUCCUGCCCACCUUUCCCAAGAUCUGGUUAAAGAGCACAGAGGAUAGAAAGGCGAGUUUCUGGGCCAAAUCCAAGAACUAAUGAAGUAACGGUGUGAGUUCUUCCCCAUGCGCUCAGCUUUCAACCCAACCCACGAGGCUUUUAAAAAAAAUCCUGGCCCAGUAAAGUGGAGAGUUUUGUGGUCAGAUGAUAGCCAGUUGCUGAAAUGCUUUAAUUUAUUCUGCCUGAAAGCUGAUCUUAAGCUGCUGCUGCUAAGUGAUAUGUGCAGCCACUUCCCAUAGUCAGUGUUUCUCUAGGGUGUGGAUAAAACCAUGAAUGAUUCAUAUUCAGUCUGAAUAACUUAAAAUUCUGAUGUGUUUUGCGUUAUCUGCUGUUCCAGUAAUGUUGCGGUGCUGCUGAAGAAAUGGUUAAAAUAUGAUGCGAAAUAGAUUGUUUGGCAUCCUUUAUUAAAUAUUACACUAGAGUGAGCAGAUAGGAGAAUACUUUCUAUUGCCAUUGUUGAAUGUUUCCCUUUAAAAAAAAAAAGAAAGAAAGAAAGCAGAUAAGCAUCUUCCAUGUGGGCCAUGUGUGUCUUAUAGAGAAGGGAUGUUUGUUCUUAGGAAAAAUCAUCUACUAUGAAAUGUUCUUUUUGCAUGCUUAAAUACUUUGUUCCCGUUAACGCAUCAUGUACAGUUGUUGAGAGGUACAUUUGUACAUCAUAUGGGCCUAUUUUAUACCAUCAGUUGUCCUGGGAAAUAGCCCCUGAACUUUACUUGUUCAAGAGGUAGACUAGAAGCUUUCGGCUCUCUUUGAUCUUGGGGGGGGGGGUUCACUUACACUGUCUUGCAAAUAAACCAAGAGGCUUGGUGGAAACAAUUGGGAAUUCCUGGUUUAAGUGGUCAGUGGGCUAGUGUAACAGCAUAGAGAGAAUGGCUGAAGCUUGAUUGUAUAUGUGCUGUUUUCACUUCUAAAAAUGGCGGGGGGGGGGGAAUUUAAAUAAUGGCAAACACAGGGUGAGGCAUGUUCUUAAGUUGCCCAGCUCUGUGUUGUAUUGUCAGUGUUUGCUGCUAGAUGUCACCAUUUUCUUUAUCCACAAGAGAAGGGCCAGUUCGAACAUUGAUUGUUUCUCACACAAGUUGGCCCAAUUGUUUCAAAAGACAUCGUUAUAUACAGAGAUAGAAGAUAGUAAUCAGAAGCAUGUCGCUCUUGGCCAGCAAUGUUGCCUGUUGGCUGUAGGAAAUACUGCUGUGACCAUGGAGGUCACUGACAAUGAAUUAUGGUGGUUAAACGACAGUCUCCAUGAGCAAGAACUAUAAUGUCUGACUAGGCGUUGAGGUGAGACUGGAACACUGAGAAGAACGUAGCAAAUGUGAACUUUGUUAUGGGAUAACUGCAUUCAGUGCCUGCUUUGCCUCUCUAAGUAAAAGGAGAAGAGAGGAACAGCCUAGAAUUACUUAAAUUCCUCACCGGGGGAGUAAUCUUUUUGCUUUUAAAUGGGCAAAAUCCUUUCUGAAUACAGCUGCAAUAGAAUGUUUUUUUUCUGCCAAAAUUUCCAAUGUUGGUUAAUGAAAAAUGGUUUUAUAAUAUAAUUUUAAGAAUCUGUCAAUAUGUAACCCAUAUUGGUAUAUUUCUAUUCCAAGUCCAAUGGGACAAUUAAAAUGCAUGGGAUAGCAUGUUUCUACAAUUGCUACAAGGAUUGGAACUGAAUCAAUGGUUUUGAGUAAUUUUUUUUUGAAAAGUAUAUUUGGGAAAUACACUGAAUUGGUGUGAAAGAGAGAAUGCAACCUUCAGAUCAUUAAAAAUCACAAAUUUUGUUUUUGAAAAGGCUGGCCCAUUUAAUCAAAUCACCAUUAAAAAUUGAACGUUGCAGCCUUCUUUACAGAAAAUUUUCAUGUAGAUAUUAAGUAAUUCAUACAUAGGUGCCAUAGGUGUCCAUAGUCACCGAGAGAUAAUUUUCUAGUAAAAUGUAAAUAUCUAUGUUUUAAAGCAGAUAGUUUUCUUACAUUGAUAUCUCGACAUGCAGUACUUUAUGGGUGAAUUGCUCCACUGCCUAAUAUAGCUUGAAUUGUGUACAAAGACCUUGCCUGUUUUUGGAGGCCUAUGACAAAAUAACCUGUCCAUGUUACUCUUCGCAUGCUCAUUUUGUACGUUAAUUAUUAAUGAAAAUUUUCUUUUCCCUUUUUCUUUUUUAGUUUUGCCAAAGUAUUGGCCUCUUAGAUAGGAAAACUAGCUUCCCUGUUUGUCCUCAUUAAAGUUUCUGGGAAAGGACUAAAAUAUUUUUUUAAGCUGAAGUUUUAAGCAAUGCUUAGAAGCAAGGCUGCUCAGCACUUUUUCUUCUUUUUUUUGAGAACACUUCCUGGUAUUCCUGGGUUUUAAACUUGAGAGAUUUGUGUAGAGUACAUCAACGAAUUUGUGCUUCCCAUUGCGGUGGCCCUCAGGCCAGACUUUUCCACCCAGACUUGGAAAAAGAGCCAGCUCUUUAAUGUUAGAUUUAAACAUUUUAGAAAACUUUCAAAAGCAUGUUCAGGCAAAGUUGCGCUUUUCUUUUUGGUAGGACUCCUGUCCCUUAGCUUGAGUGUUUGAGGUAAAUAUGGUAGAUAAAGGGAAAUAUUUUACGUUCUUGGGUUAAUUUUAUUAUAUAUUUAAUAUAUUGAGAGUUGUAAAAUCAUUUGUACAUAGUUCCAGGUAUUGAAACCCUCUCAGUAAGCUGCGCAGAGAUCUUCAAAGAGGUUUGCACACUCAGUGCAGCUUAUUCCCACAUUCUCAGACCCACAAGCAGCUGUACUUCGACGAUCUCCUGGGCUUCAGUUUGAAAGAGCUAUGCAGAAUGUCUUUAGUUAUAUAGCAGCUAUAUGGAUGGCUUGCUGCUAUAUCUUGGGGCCCCGUUCCUAGGAUCAUGUAGCUGCCCAUUUGAAAAAACUUUCCAAGUCAGUUCCCUAAUUUUUUUUUAUCAUUAGAAAGGUAUAAACAUUGGUUAUUUUAAAUUAUAUAUAUGCACAAACAGAGAGAAUAUUAAAGUGUUUUAAAAACCCUAAUAGUGUGAUGAUGCAACAAAAUUCUUAAAUAUACUUGUGCUUGAAGUAGUUCAGUUUAUGCUGCAGCUGUAAAAUAUUUCUGCCCAACACAGAGUAGAUUGAUCUCUUAAUGAUAUUUUCUACAACUUGUUUGUUCAUUGUGUCAGUGUGAGGCAGUCCACCAUUUUCCUUACUAUAAAGGGGGGGGGGCUUUAUUUGGUUAAUUUUUUUGUUGCAGGUGCCCUCUUAAAAGGCCACUCAUUUGCAGGUUGCACAACUGUACUUUAUAGUACAUCUACAGUUUAGGAUAGUUUUACAGUGCUUUGAAACAAGUUUUUUUUUAAAAAAAUGUAAAUGAUUAUCCAGUUAAGUCCAUUACUUUCUUCCUAAUACCUCACUUGGAGAAAAAGGAAGCACAGUUGUAUCCAAAUUAUUCUAGUGGUGAACACACACCAAUUACUGACCUAAGUGUUCUGAGGCAGCUGUGUUGCCUUCCAGAAUAAGCUGGCAUGUGACUGACCAUUUAUUUUUGCAUGUUCAUGGUGCUGUCAAAAGUGUGUGUUGAUUAAUACAUCUUAAUAUAUUGCCACAAUCUAGAAAGGCAGCUCUGCAUAUUUGAUAAGGCUUUAGACAUGUUCAUUGGGCAGCAGCCUCUGUUUCCUGUCACAGCAAAUCACUUUUUGAAAUUUUGAAAUUAGUUUGCAGUGUACAUGCGGGUUGCCUUUCCUUUUAAAAAGUUUCACGGAAAAUGAAAAGCCCUUGGUGAAUCCCUAAAAUGCCUUUAUGGAUUGUGGCCAGAAACUUCAAAGAGAAUAAUUUAAAAAGUAUAAUUUACUGAACAUUUAUAGAGCCUGUGCUCCAUCAAGGCAACAAGUGCAAUGACCAAGAGAAACACACUAUUGGCACGUCCCAGCAGUUUUCGAUGUUUUUGCCAAUGAUGUACAGUUCUAUGGUUGGAGUUGCUGUGGUUGCAUUACAUAACUCACACAAAAACUGUCCUCUACCUCAUGUGAUACAAAACAGAUAUUUUCUAUGGUUUUAGUAAAAUACAAGAUGCAUUUAUCUGGUCACUUAGUUUACAAAUCUUGAAUUCUAUUUAUUGAAACAUGACAUACUGUGCUCUUAGCUUAUACCUCAAUCGUAUUUUGUGCAGUUUUCCAUUUUUCAUGCAUUGUAAAUACCCUGUAUAGAUUGUGGAUCCACAUACAAAUAAACAAUUCUAAUGUCAA